Molecule: messenger RNA, 3593 nt
Organism: Eublepharis macularius
Lineage: Eukaryota; Metazoa; Chordata; Lepidosauria; Squamata; Eublepharidae
Gene: LRRC27
Product: leucine rich repeat containing 27
Exons: 13
Coding region: 245-1693 (482 amino acids)
Molecular function (GO): protein binding
Source: RefSeq, a predicted model, not a curated record
CUUUAGAGGGAGCUCAUCCCCCGACUUACCCGGCGUCCCUUGAAGCCUGGGGAACAGUUUAUUUCUUUGGAAUAUUGUGAAUGAGGACCAGCAACAGGAACAAAUGUGAAUUAAUGGCUUGAGGGUUGCCAGUCUCCAGGUGGUGGCUGGAGAUCUCCCGGAAUUACAACUCAUCUCCAGGCAACAGAGCUCAGUUCCCCUGGAGAAAAUGGCUGCCUUGGAAGCCUAAGUACAUUAUCAUCAAAUGGAGGAAAAGUGGUCUUCCACAGAAACUUGUGGUGAUGAUAACCUUCAGAAUGAGCAAAAAAAAGAGAAGAGUGGUUCUACUUCUGCCUCCUUGAGAUGUAUCAGCAAGUCUGUUGAGGACUUGUCUAAUUCUUCAGUCUCUCUGGAUUUGAGCAGAAAGGAUCUGCAGCAUCUAACUAACGAUAUAUAUAAUUUACUAAACCUGAAACAUCUGCAUCUGGAAGGAAAUGCCCUGUCGGUGAUUCCUGAGGAUUUUUUUCAGCACGUGCCAAAUCUUAUUUGGCUGGAUCUGCGGUAUAACAGAAUUAAAGAGCUUCCCCCUGGAAUUGGAUGCCACAAGCAACUGAAAACUCUGCUAUUAGAAGGAAAUCCUAUUAAAAGACUGCCUGUUGAGUUUGGUGACUUAACUUCACUUACAGCCUUGAAUCUCAGACAUUGUCCUCUGGAGUAUCCACCUCCUGAAGUUGUACAGAAGGGCCUCCCAGUUAUUUUAUGCUUCCUUCGAAAGUACAGUAAGCAGAAUCUUGAUGACUCGGAUCCUGUUACUCCAGAAAUGCCUCCCAUUGAAAAGUUAAACUUGACAGACCUCAUGAAAUCAAGUAUGGAUUUGUCAGAUGGAUGGCCUAAUGAGGAGGAAAUGAUACGAUUUCAGAAGCUGAGGGAAGAAAUGAUACAAGAUGAAAGAGAAGAGUAUCUGGCUGAUCAAAAGUUAUCCAAUGAAUCUAUGGCUUCCAUGUUCUCAAGGAAGCCCAAGGCAAAACAAAGCCUCUCUCGCAAAUGGUCUGUUGCAUCAUCCAGGGGCAAGAAGAAUCUGUUUCCUGCAAUUUCAUCCUAUGAUCUGCUAGUUCAGACUAAGAGGGCUGAAGAGGGUCGAUUGGCAGCACUCAAAGAAAUGAAGGAGAAACAAGCUUUAAUUGAACAGCGGAGAAAAGAUAAAGAAGUGCUUCAGAAAUGGAGGAGACAGGCCAAGUUGAUGAGAGAGAGGAUGGAAGUACUAUAUACUUCUCCAUCAGAAAAAGGAGACACGGUUUCACAGAAUGCACCUUAUGCUACUGAUGACAAUAGCCAUUAUCACAGCAAGCUAGAAGGCUGGGAAGUGCUGAACAAACAAGAAGAUCCAAUUGAGAUGCUAAAUAUGAGUGCAAUGAAAACCCUUGAGGAUGCGAGGGCUGCCAAAUACAGAGAAGUGGAAAACCGUAUCAGGCAGCACACACAGAUAAUGAAAGAAAGAAGGAAAAAAUUAACUGGAAUACCCCAUGAGGAUAUGGAAAGAGCAAAGCAAGACUUGAAAAUCGCUGAAGACCUAGAAGCAGAGGUAGCUGACAUGAAAAAGGACCUUCACCCAGAAUAUCGGUUCACAGCCUUUACUGGAGAAUUGCCAGCAUCACCAGAUAAUUCAUUAUCGGUUACAAAUCCUCAAAAUAUCUUUUUCAACAUGACAUUUUAAUUAUAUAAAGGAGUACUUCUCAUGAAACAACCACCUGCAGUUGGAUCUGUUUCUAACUAGGCUUCAUAAAAUUGUCCUUUUCUCUUUUAAUUUUGUUUGUAUUUAAUAACAUAGAAAUAAUUAGAGUGACACCUUUUUCACUCUUAACUUCUCCCCAGUUUGAAUAUAGACAUAUCUACAAGGUUUUGAAGUGCCUUUAGUCAUUACCCAUUGAUUUUCAUGCUGAACAAUUUAGGUCUUCAUAGAACUUCACCAUGCAGCCCUAGGUAAUACGUUGCAAGUAGAAAUCCUAUAAGGAGACUCCUAGUUGAAGGAGAAAUAUUAAACCAAAAAUUAUACAGUUCUGUUGUGGUGAUUUUCUGUAAUGCAUGAAAAAACAGUUAAUGUCUUUCUAAAUGAAUUUUUAUUAUUUGUCUUUGCUGUUGCAGAUGAGCAGAAUAAUGGGGCUACCAAAAGAAACUUUUAUUCCAUUCAUACAUACGCAGCUUGUGCAUUGCAGAGGACCUUUUAUGGCAGAAAAUAAUCUUGAAGUGCCUGGAAUGAAACUUUGCCUGAGGGUAAAAGUUCCUAUCUUGGCAUUUCUAAUUGGUUGUACGUAAGUAUUGCACUAGCCUACAAAUGACCGUUGCCUUUUGAAGAGAACCAUUCUAUGGUUUGGCGACUCUUAAGCCUUUAUAUGUAAAACCACCAUUAUUAGUCUGGUCUCAUAUAUAAGGCCCAAGUUUUUUAAAACAGGUUUUGUUUUUGAACUGAGGUGCUAAAAAAGAAAUUUAGCUUGCGUCUUCCUGCCAUCUUUAAUAAAUAGUAGUCAUGACUAAUGAAAUGAAUUGAAUACAUGUUAAUUUCUCAGAUCCUUUGAGGCCAAUUUUGAAUUUCUAAACAACUAUAAACUCACAAAUAAACUACACAUUUGGUGGACAUGCACAUUUUUGAAUUAUUAUUAAAUGCAAAAUAAUGUGACGAACCAUUGUUUUACAGAGUCUUCUCCCUGGUUUAAAUAUAGAGAGCUGUCCAGAACAGCGUUCAGUACCAUACUAUUCUUCUGGACUACCUAGCUAGACUAGGCCUGGAUUGCAGAAGGUGGGACUUCUCCUUAGCACCAUGGCCAUUAGUGUAUGGGGACGACACUAAUUUUUGCAGAUCAUUCUUGUAAAAAAAAUUGUUCAAGAAUGAUUUUUUUAAAAAUUCAAAGGCUUAGAACUAUAAAACAAUGAGUCAUUACUCAUUAAAACAAAGGAAUUUUGUAGGUUAUUGCAAUACCUAUUUAAAUGCAUUAGACAUUCAAAAGUGGACUCAAUAUCAAGAUAUUGGUGGUUAUUAUUUUCAUUAUUCAUUUUAAAAGAUGGCUGCCAAAUGCCAAGAUUAGAAAAGUGACCCAACCCAUGAAAAUUUUCAUCCUAGACACUUCAAAAUUAUUUCCAGUAAUAAAAUGGUGCCCUAAAAAUGCGUAGGCUUAAUGUAUAUGGCUAGACUAUUUUGCAGAAGAAAAGCUAUUGUGUAUUAGUGAGUGGAAGGUAAAUGAGGUUGGCAUUCAACCUAGCCCUAUGAAGGAAUGAACAAAACUGAUUUGUAGAUAUUGAAGAGUAUAUCAUAUGCUUUGUCUAGAAGAUACCCUUAACAUUUUAUAAAUCAUCAUAACAAUAUGGGUCUGAUUUUUAGUUAAAAGCUUUCCUCAGUAGAUUAGUUCACAGUUUUUGGUUUGUCCUUGGAAACUUCAGAAAAUCUUGAGUUUUUGUGUCAGCACCAUUUUUCAAGGUUUCUGUGAUUAUGGAAAAGUUGAGGUUGAUAGAAAACAACAAGUUAUUCUUGAGAAGACAUGGCUAUAAAAUAUAUUUUAUCUAAAAAUUAUUAGCUCAAUGCAAUAUUUCACAUUUAAUAUGGAGAAGAAACAAACAUAACU